Messenger RNA from Humulus lupulus (European hop), 2217 nucleotides. Its product is annotated as protein SET DOMAIN GROUP 41. The transcript is spliced from 5 exons. The record is from RefSeq and is a predicted model, not a curated record. Gene Ontology annotation, molecular function: protein binding. Lineage: Eukaryota; Viridiplantae; Streptophyta; Magnoliopsida; Rosales; Cannabaceae. Bases 34 to 1914 code for a protein of 626 amino acids.
AGAGAGAGGGAAGUGGAAGAUAGUUGGAGGGAAAUGGAGAUGGAAAUGAGAGGGAAGGAUGACAUGGAAAUGGGAGAAGACGUAACUCCUUCCCUCCCACCCCUCUCAUUCUCUCUCAACGAUUCCCUCCUCUCCUCUCACUGCUCCGCCUGCUUUUCCCCUCUCCCUCCCCUUUUCCUUCCUCCUUUCCCUCCCACUCUCCUCUACUGCUCCUCACAAUGCUCAAAUUACGAUUCUGCCCUCCACCACUCCAGCGCCGAGUCCCAACUCCUCGACCUCCUCCGUUCUCGCCCCUCUAUUUUCCCCCACUCCGCCGACUCCUCCGACCUCCGCCUCGCCCUCCGCCUCAUCAUCCAAUCCCACUCCGCCGCACGACUUGCCGGGUUGUUGACCAACCGCGAUAAAUUAACGGCUAGUUUUGGCUUCUGCGACGAGAUUCUCCUGAGAAUUUCGGAAGGAGCUAGGGCUAUGGCAUUGGCAAGGAGGAUGAGAGACGGUUUGGAUUUCUCGUCGUCGGAAGACGAGGUUUCGAUCGAGGAUGUUCGUUUGGAGGAGUCGGCGCUUUGCUUGGUGCUAACGAACGCCGUGGAGGUGCAGGAUAAUAAGACUGGGCGCACCCUUGGAGUUGCUUUGUACGGUCAGAACUUCAGCUGGAUCAACCAUAGUUGUUCUCCCAAUGCGUGUUACCGGAUUUUGCUGCCUUCGGAGAUCGAAGCGUCGCCGUUUUCCCCUGAGGAGACUCCAUUGAGAAUUGCCCCCUGCUGUUCCGGAAACGAAGAAACUCAAGUAAUAAAGAGUGGUGUUUGUAGCAGUGAUGUCUUGAAGAAAGAGUUUCAGGUUUGCUAUGGACCAAGAAUGAUAGUUAGGAGCAUUAAGAGGAUAAAGAAAGGGGAGGAAGUGACUGUGGCUUACACUGACUUGUUGCAGCCCAAGGCUAUGAGGCAGUCAGAGUUGUGGUCCAGGUAUCGUUUCAUCUGCUGUUGUAGGCGAUGUAAUGCAUUGCCCCCAACUUUUGUGGAUCGUGCAUUGGAGGAAAUUUCUGUUGUUAAUGUUCAUUCUUCAUGUACCAGUAGUGACUUUGAUAAGGACAAGGCAACUGAUAUGUUGAAUCAGUACAUUGAUGAUGCUAUAACAGAUUAUCUAUCACUUGGUGAUUCUCAAUCUUGUUGUGAGAAGCUGGAGCGCGUUGUUACUCAAGGUCUCUUCGAUGAGCACUUGGAAUGUAAAGGAACAACACCUCAGCCAACUUAUUGGAUGCAUCCUCUUCACCAUCUGUCUUUAAAUGCUUACACAACACUGGCUUCAGCAUACAAAAUCCGCUCAAAUGAUUUAUUAGCUUCAUUAUCUGAAACUAACAAAAAUCUGUAUGAAGCUUUUGAUAUGAGCAGGACUAGUGCAGCGUAUUCAUUACUGCUUGCUGGCGCAACAAACUAUCUGUUUCAAUUUGAACCUUCUCUUAUAGCUUCUGCAGCAAAUUUCUGGGCUAGUGCAGGGGAAUCCUUAUUAGAUUUUGCUAGAAGCUCAAUCUGGAGUGAAUUUUUUCCUGCAUCAAACCUCUCUUCUUUCACAAAAUAUAACUGCCCGAAGUGCUCUUUAAGAGAGAAAGUCAUCCAAAUUAGCAUCAGUCGACACAUAAAGAGAGAAACCAAUCUGUUGCGCGGUCAAGCUCAAUAUUCGGAUUUUGAGAAUAUAUCAAGCCAGUUCCUCAAUUGUAUCACUAAUCUUACAGAGAGAGCUUGGCUUUUUCUUACUCGCAGUUGUCAUCACUUGAAAGUAUUUAAGGAUCCCAUAGACUUCGGUUGGCUGGCUACCAGAAGGUAUGUCGAUUUGUGGGAUAGUCCUAUUCAUUCUAGUGACACCAAUGUGGGUUCUAGCACUGACACCAAGGAAGCUAUUUCUGAAAAUGAAGCUUAGGGAUUUGGCAACCAUGGAAGAAUACAUCUCCUCCAACUUGGCUAUCAUUGCUUACUAUACGGAAGUUAUCUUGGAAGCUUAUGUUUUGGCGAGCAUUCUCAUUUGGUCUGUCAUGUUCAGAAUAUUUUAGAAUGUGAAGAGGAUUCGAAAGAUUACUGUGAGUUAUAACUUAAUGGGCUGAGGGGUCAUAUUAGCACUUUAGCAGGUUUGUUUUUUGUAUCACAAAUCCUCUGAGCCAUGUAGCCAAUCAAACCAAAUGUAUUGUCUGUACAUGCUUGUAAAUAUAGAACAUAUUAGUCGGUU